CCGUUAGCGCAGUUGCAAUUGAGUUGUUGACCGUGUCGGACUUACAAAUCGAAUAGUCUCUCGUCUGUAAUACAAAUAUAAGAAAAGUAUUUCAGCUGAAAAAAAAGUCAAAAAGCUGCAAGGAAUAUUAAUUAGGCAACGGGCUGGUUAACCCUUAAGAAACUACUCCAUAGAAGUAAUAGCAUCACAACGGUGACAGCGACAAUUACAGCAGCGAGCAACAAAGGGCGCAGAUAGUUAAUUUUUAAAUUUUCACCUUUAACCAACUAACAAAAACAACACAACAGCAAUGGCUGACCAACUUACAGAAGAACAAAUCGCUGAAUUCAAAGAGGCAUUCUCGCUCUUCGAUAAAGAUGGUGAUGGCACCAUCACGACAAAAGAAUUGGGCACAGUGAUGCGAUCACUGGGACAAAAUCCAACAGAAGCCGAACUGCAAGACAUGAUAAAUGAAGUCGAUGCUGACGGUAAUGGCACCAUUGACUUCCCCGAGUUCUUGACAAUGAUGGCACGUAAAAUGAAGGAUACCGAUAGUGAAGAGGAGAUCCGAGAAGCCUUUAGAGUAUUCGACAAGGACGGCAAUGGCUUCAUUUCAGCGGCUGAAUUGCGUCACGUCAUGACAAACUUGGGUGAAAAGUUAACAGACGAAGAAGUGGAUGAAAUGAUCCGGGAGGCUGAUAUCGAUGGUGACGGUCAGGUCAAUUAUGAAGAAUUCGUGACUAUGAUGACAUCGAAGUGAGCAGAUAAAUUACUUGUUUUUAAGCCUUUCUAUGUUUUUAAGAUGUUGACGAAGACUGUAGCUGGGCGCAACAACAUCGCGCGACGCUGUUGCUAUGGAAACCAUGAAAAAGAAAUAUAAAAAAAAUAUAUAAA
Molecule: messenger RNA, 873 nt
Organism: Bactrocera tryoni
Lineage: Eukaryota; Metazoa; Arthropoda; Insecta; Diptera; Tephritidae
Product: calmodulin
Exons: 5
Coding region: 290-739 (149 amino acids)
Molecular function (GO): enzyme regulator activity; calcium ion binding
Source: RefSeq, a predicted model, not a curated record